Molecule: messenger RNA, 4652 nt
Organism: Lutzomyia longipalpis
Lineage: Eukaryota; Metazoa; Arthropoda; Insecta; Diptera; Psychodidae
Product: sex determination protein fruitless
Exons: 3
Coding region: 132-1988 (618 amino acids)
Biological process (GO): regulation of transcription by RNA polymerase II
Cellular component (GO): nucleus
Molecular function (GO): protein binding
Source: RefSeq, a predicted model, not a curated record
AAGACGGCGCUAGGGAGCUGAAGAGAAAAAAAUAAAUUCCCAUUAUUUAUUAAAAUUCGUGCGAGCUCGAUCGGUUUUUAUUGAUAAAGUGAUUCUCCUCCGGGAAGAGUGCACAACAUAACAAGGGGAUUAUGGACGAGUUCGCGCUGUGCUGGAAUAACUUCCAAGACAACAUCGCCACGGGCUUCCAGAAUCUUUUCGACCGUGGCGACUUGGUUGACGUCUCACUGGCCUGCGAUGGGAAAAUCUUGCGUGCCCACAAGAUUGUUCUUGCCAUCUGUAGCCCAUACUUCCAGGAGAUGUUCAUUACGAAUCCCUGCAAGCAUCCAAUCAUCAUCCUCAAGGAUGUGACCUACACCGUAAUGUCGGAACUGCUGCAGUUUAUGUAUCAGGGUGAGGUGAAUGUGAAGCAUACGGAAUUGUCGUCAUUCAUGAAGAUCGCCGAGACGCUACAGAUUAAGGGAUUAACGACGACACAGCGCACAUCGUCGUCGGGGGAGCAGAGGCACAAUUCGGUGUCGCCAAAGUGCAAUGCGAGCGAUCAGAAUGCCGUGAGUGGCAGCAAUAAUAAUGUGAUAGAGACAAAGAUCAAUACGUCGGGGUAUGGGAAGGAGGUGGGGGGUGGGGUUGUGGCUGCUGGGGUGGGUGGACAGAAGAGGCCGAUGGACUUUGCCGCAGCUGGGGGGGAUGGUUUCUCAAUUUAUCCACGAAAGCAAAUGCGUCAGAGGAUGUCAGAGGGUGGUGGGGCACAGUGUGGGGCUGAUGAGGGGGAGUUGCAUUCGGCCGAUUCAAUGGAUCACAUGACGGGGGAUGAGGUCUUCUUACCGCCAAUUCCGCAAAUUUCAAUGGGUGAACCACGCUUUGACCUGAACAAUGUGAAACGCGAGAAUGUGGACAGUGCGACGGGUGGGAGGAAUAUCGGGGGGCCGUCUAGUUUUAAUUUAGAAUACAACAGUAGUGUGUAUCUGAAUAAGAACGUUGAGUACCCCAAUGAACUUCACAUGGCCAAUGAUUUCUCCAAAUCAACCAUCCACAUGGACAUUCCUGCGGGUAGCAACGUAACGAUGCUGUCGACGACAUCCCUCCUCCAUGGGAAUUGUAUUUUCAAUCGCAACAACACCGUGGCCACACAGCAGGGCAUGAAGACGUAUUGGCUGUGCAAAUCCUAUCGGAUAACAAUGUGUCGGGCACGGUGUAUCACGCAUCAGGGGAGGGUGAUCUCGGCCACGGGGGUGCACAAUCAUCAGCCGCAUAUGAAGAGUUCCGGCGAUGGGGGGAUGAUGAAUGCCCUAUCGCCGGGAACGGCAAUGAGGGUGCCGCAGGGUGUUGCAGGGCAGGGAAUCCCAAAUCCACCACCGACGAAUGCCCUUCCGGUCACAUCUCAGGCCUCACAGAGCCUCCAAAUGGCAAAUUUGUCGCCGCAGCAGACGCUGAAUGCCCAACAGAUGCAUCAGCAGCAUCAGAAUCAUCAUCAUCAGUCGUCGGGGCAUCAUCAUGGGCCCCAUGUUAAUGUUAUGCACAACGUUCUGAGUCACAACAACCUCAUGCAAUUGUCCAAUAUGAAUCCCAUUGGGAAUCCCAAUCAGCAUCAUGGAAAUAUGCAUCAGAAUGCCAAUCUUCAUGCCCCAACGCAGCCGGCUUCGGUGCACAACCCAACGGGGCAUCAUCUUCCCAGUCCAACGUCUCAGAGGACCUCUGUUGUGCAUCAGCAGCAGCAGCAGCAGCAGACGGCCCAGGAGGGUCAAAGUUUGCAACAUCACUCAACCCCGCCGCAGAGUCAGUCAAUAGCAGUCACACCAACGUCUGUAGCUGCUUCCCCUGGAGUCCCUCCAAGUCAGCAACAACCAACGCCACCCAGUGAUGAUGGCAACUGUCAACAGCAACAACAGCAGCAGCAGCAGCAUGAAAUCCCAGUAUCUUCAGCAUCUGCAUCAGCUCUAAUGUCACCCACGGGAGGGGCAACAUUUAAAAUGGAGCACAGCAUGUAGGAUCAGGUGAAAGAGGAGCACGAAGCUCCCUCAGCUGAAGAUCAAUGUACUUAAUCAAAUUAAAUUUUUAAUGCCGGAUCCGGGGAAAUAUUUCCAAAACUGCGCGGUUUCAUUCGCAUUUUUUUUCAUUACAUUUGGGCAUUUUUUCAUGCAUUUUGGGGAUGAUUUUCUCUUAUUUCUCAAAGAUAAACUAACUUUAUCUUUAUAGUUUUUUUGUGCAUGUUUUUUAUUUUAUUUUAUAAACGACGUUUCCUUGGGAAUUGAAAGGAUUCCAAAAAAAAAGAAAAAUAAUAAAAUGGAAAGAAUUUAUUUUAUUUUCUCAAUUUAAAAUUGUUUUUGAAAAGAAAAAAAAAAUUCUUGAUAAGAAACAAAUAUUCUUGAAUAGAAAAUCUUGAAAAGAAUAUUUUUAAAUGUUUCCUCGGAAUUUUGAAAAAAAAAAAAAAAUUAAUAAACGUUUAUUGAAUCAGAAUCAGAAUCCAGAAAUAGGCUGGAAUUCACUACUUAGUCGGGCUUGAAAGUCAGUUUUUUUUUAAGUCGGUCUUGAAUUUUUUAAGUCAGAUUAACAUUUUACAAAUUUUUAUGUUUAGAGAUUCUCAGACGCACCUUUUGGAACUUAAAAAAUUGAAAAUUAAUCAGCAAGUACACUUUUCAAUUUUUUUUUAAGUUCCAAUAAGUGCGUCUGACAAUCUCCAAUCAUCAAAAUUUGUAAAAUUUUUUUUGAAAAAUAUACAAUUUGUUAAUCUGACUUGAAAAUUUAAAGACCGACUUAUAAAACCGAGUUAAAUUUUCAAGUCCGACUGAGUAGUGAAUUCCACCCUAUAAUUAAGGAACAUUGACUGUUAUUCAGCGACAAAGAAACCAUUAAAAUCUUUAAAUUUCGUACUGAAAUUUAAGUAUUUUAAGAGAAUUUCAAAGUUUUCUUGGUCUCUGAAUAAGCCCAAUUCUCAUUAAAUUAAAAAAAAAAUUAAGUCUAAUCAAUUUCCGAAAGGAUUAAUAAAAAAUAAAUAAACAGGAAUCCCAUAAAAUAAGUUUCGUGAAUCUUUGGAAUCAUGAGAAAUAUUGCGAAACUUUCAAUGAUUCAAGAAAAAAUCGGAAAUAUAUUUUUUUUAAUAGAAAUAAUUCUGUGAAUAACUGGAACAAGAUGAAUCUUAUGCGAAUUAACAAAAAGAAUUUUUUUUGGAAUCUUCAAAAGACAAGAGAAAAUUAAAGAAUCAUCUAAAUUCUGGAAUCUAUUUAAUUGAAUAUUAUUUUCUCGCAAUUUUCAUGGAAUAUUGGGUUUUUUUUAUGGAAGUCUGGGAUGAAAGACCAAUUAAAUAAUAAAUUUUUGUUUCUUUCAUAUACUAUUUCGUGAUUCUAAAAACUUAAAAAAGAUUCUUGAAUCACAUGAAUUUUAAUAUUGUUGAAAUUAUCUAAAUCAGAUAUUAAAUUUUUUUUAGAGAAUUAUUAAUAAAAUGUCAUUUGAUUCAUGAAUCAGAAAUUGAUAAGAAAUAGAAUCACUGAGGGUCGAAAGUGAGAAAAUUUCAAAGCAUAAAUCUAAAGUAAUCGUUUGUGGAAAAAUCAAAGAUUCACGAAACGAAGCAAAAAUUAUUCGUUGCAAAUUAAAUAUAGGAAACAGCCAAAAUUCUCGAAAAACGUAAUUUUUUAUCAAACACGAGAAUCAAGGAAAAUAAAUUCAGAAAUUAAUAAAAAUUCUUUCAAAGAAAACAAGAAACAGGUAAAUUGUUUCGCAAAACAAAUGAUAAACACAAGAAACAGCAAAAAAAUGAUUCGAGAAUCAUUUAUCGAAUUACGAACUAACUUAUCCAUCCGGUUGGUUUUAUUUGGAUUAUUUGCUUUUAUCGUGACGACGGCAUUUUUAUUGCAUUUAAUAAAAAAAUCAAAACUUAAUUUACAUUGAGAAUUAACGACAGAAAAAUGCCUCAAAAGAAUGUACACCGCAAGCAGGAAAUGUUUCCCCCUUGAUCCAGUUAAAGAAGAAAAUAUUUCACGAAAAAAAAGUUCCAAGCUCUUUAAAAUAUAAUUUUUUAGUGAAUAAAUUUUAGUGUUUUUUGGAGAAGAUGGAAAAAGUAGAUGGAAUCAUCAUUUUAAGGAAGAUUAAAAAUGCUAUAAUAUUCACAUCAAGCAUCAUUAGUACAUGUAUUUGUCUAUUUUAUGUAUAUGAAAAAAAUCUGCGUGAAGCAUUUGGAAAAAAAAAGUGUUUUAAGGGGCUUCUAAAUAAUUGAAUUUUGGGUGAAUAUUUAAAAAAAUUUUAAAUAUAUCAAAUUGUGUGUCAUAAUGUUGGGAAAACAUUUUUAAAUUAAUUAUUAAUUAAAAAAUAAUUAAAGAAUGAACGGAGAGCUGCUAAAACUGUAGAUUUUAUUGAAAGAAAAAUCAUACUGAAUAGUAAAACAUUUUUAUUCAUUUUUUUUCUUAUCUGUGUGAUAUAUGUAUUUAAGAAGUGAAGAAGAUUCAUUGAUAAAAAAAAUUUGCAUUGUGGGUGUGUAAGCGAAUGAUGGGUGAGACAAGGAUUUCAUUUUGAGGGAAAGAGCGAGCAAAUUUUAAUGCUAAAUGUAAUUUUUUUUUCAAAGUUCUGUUUCUCUUUUAGAUAGAAUUUUAUAAAUUUUAAUUUUCAAAAGAGAAAGAGCCAACAUGGGAGAGAAAUAUAAAUUAACUUAAUUAAUUAAA